CUCCAUUGUGAGCCGGGAGCCCGGGCUGAGCCGCUGCUGCGCCCCAGCGGGGUGUGUGCGGGGAGAGCCCUUCCCUAGCGCCCCUCUGUGCCCAGCCGGGGGGACUCUCUGCGGGGGCUGGAACCAGCCCCGGGCUCUGCCGACACCAGCCCCUGAGCCGGAGCCUGCAGGUCAUCCAAUCCAUGGAAAGACAGGGAAGGGAAAUGGCUGCAGUGGAGCCAGUGACCUUUGAGGAGGUGGCUGUGUAUUUCUCCGAGGAGGAAUGGGCUCUGCUGGGCCCGGGUCAGAGAGCCCUCUACAGGGAUGUGAUGCAGGAGAAUUAUGAGACUGUGACUUCUCUGGGAUUUCCAGUUUCCAAACCCAGUGUGACCUCCUGGCUGGAACGAGAGGAAAAACUGUGGGUCCCCAGUCUCCAGGAAUGGGAGAUCCUGAGAGAUGCCUACACAGCAGGUGAUAGGAUGGUGAGUGAGAACAAGGAGGAGAAUCAGGAACAUCCUGAGCAAUUGGAACCACACAGGACAUCAGGAAGAUCGGCUUCCCAGAUUCCUGAACAUGGAGAUGCUGCCCCUCUGGCCUGCACUGACUUUUGCAUGCAAGAAAACCAGCUGGGGCAGAGACAGUGUCAGAAAUCCUCUGACCAGAAAAUAUGGGUCAAGAAAAACAAAGACAUGGUUCAACAGAGAAUCCCCACUGGUAAGACACCUUAUACAUGCGGUGACUGUAGGAAAAGUUUCCGGUGCAGAUCGCAACUUACUAGACACCAGAGAACCCAUACAGGAGAGAGGCCCUACACGUGCCUGGACUGUGGGAAAAGAUUCAAACAGAGCUCAGCCCUAAUUACACAUCGUACAGUCCAUGAACAAAAGAAGACCUAUAACUGCCUUGACUGUGGGAAGAGCUUCAGUCGGAGCUCAACCCUUAUUCAGCAUCAAAGAAUCCACACAGGAGAGAAACCUUAUGAAUGCAGUGAGUGUGGGAAAAGCUUCCGUGUGAGCUCAAAUCUUCUAUCACAUCAGAGAACCCACACAGGGGAGAAACCUUAUGAAUGUCCUACUUGCGGGAAAAGCUUCAUUCAGAGCUCAAACCUUCUAUCACAUCAGAGAACCCAUACAGGAGAGAGACCCUACCAAUGCAAUGAGUGUGGGAAAAGCUUCAGUCAAAGUUCGUCCCUUAUUAAGCAUCAGAGAAUUCACACAGGAGAGAAACCCUAUAGCUGCCCGGACUGUGGGAAAAGCUUCAGUUACAGUGUAGAACUCAAUGAUCAUCAGAGAACCCAUACAGGGGAGAGACCCUACAAAUGCAAUGAGUGUGGGAAAUGCUUUAGUUGCCUCUCGCACCUUCGAUCACAUCAUACAACCCACACAGGAGAGAAGCCGUAUAACUGUCCUGAAUGUGGGAAAAGCUUCACUCGCAGAUCAACCCUUACUACUCACCAGAGGAUCCACACAGGGGAGAAACCCUUUAAGUGCUCCGAAUGUGGAAAAAGCUUCCGUGCAAGCUCAGCCCUUUCUGAACAUCAAAGAAUCCACAGUGGAGAGAGACCCUACAAGUGUCUUCACUGUGGGAAAAGUUUCUAUAACAACUCAGCCCUUUCUAAUCACCAGAGAUCCCACACAGGUGAGAGACCUUACACAUGCAAUGAGUGUGGGAAAAGCUUUAGAAGCAGCUCACACCUUCUGUCACAUAAGAGACUUCACAGUGGUGAGAAACCCUAUAAGUGCACUGACUGUGGGAAAGACUUCCGGCACAGCUCAAACCUCAGUACUCAUAAGAGAAUCCACAUAGGACAGACACCCUAGAAAUGUCCUGGCUAGGACUGGGCCAAGUGAAGGUCACCUUUUCCAAUUCCCAUGAAUCUUAGUCAGGCCAGGCUGGAGUGGCCAUGUGACUAGGACAUGAAAUGUUUAUUAAAGCAGAAAAUGAAAUCAUCUUCCUGGGACAGAGCCAUACAGAGCAAGAGGCUGAGACAAGAUUCGCACAUUGUGACAGCAUUUGAUUAUGACUUCUCAAGAAACUGUGAACAUCCUCCUUCAUCUCCCAGUUUUACUUUUGAUGUUAUCACAGGGGUAGUCCAUUAUUUUUGUCAAGGCCCAAAUUUCUUGGUCAAGGUAUA
Molecule: messenger RNA, 2113 nt
Organism: Mauremys mutica (yellowpond turtle)
Lineage: Eukaryota; Metazoa; Chordata; Testudines; Geoemydidae
Product: zinc finger protein OZF-like
Exons: 4
Coding region: 183-1799 (538 amino acids)
Biological process (GO): regulation of transcription by RNA polymerase II
Molecular function (GO): DNA-binding transcription factor activity; RNA polymerase II cis-regulatory region sequence-specific DNA binding
Source: RefSeq, a predicted model, not a curated record